AAAAAUGGAGGAAAAUGAAGCAGAUAAUGGAGUUCCAUUUUCAUGCUUUACCAAAACUAGUCCCAAAAUGGCAAACUCCACUCUCUCACACUCUGAGCAUUAACUCCUUGAGUCUUCCUUUGCAGCAACCUAGGGUUUCUAUUCGCUUCAUCGCUUAUGCUUCGUGCUACUCCCUGCCUUCUUCAAUGUAAAUUUUAGGUAGAAGCAUAAGAGCACUGCAGCUAUUUUCGCGUAAAUGGAAAGUUUCGUUGGAGCUGGGCUUUCACCUGGAGGUUGCAUUGUGAGGAAGAAGAGGAGUGUUGUAGCACAAAAACCUCGCUUAGAUCCCCCCAUAUUUUCACAGAGCUCUAAUAUUUUUCCACCCUUUGGAAACAUUGAUAAGGAUCAGAAUAAUAAGGAGAAAGUAGUUCUUUUUGAUGGAUUGGGAAGGGGGAACAAGCUGAAGAAGUUAAGGCUUAAGCUUGGAGGUGUUACCCAUACAAUCCACACCAAGUAUACAGAGGAUUUUGGCUGUGUUGGUGGCUCUUCCGUCGCUAAAUCUUCAAGCUCGAUCGAUGCCUUCACACCCCAACUGAAGCCCCUUCCUCAGGAUGAUGUAGGUGGAGGUCCCUUCUGUUCUGAUGGGGGAAAUGGCUUUAGAGUUAAACGAAAAGACCACUUGAAAGUUGAUUCUAGUUCUAGAAAGGAGUAUUCUUCAAAAGGAAAAAUCUUUAGGGAAAAUGCUCAAACGGAUAAUGAACCAGUUCGUAAGAGCAAGCGGGUUCCUAAGCGAUGUGUCUUAGAUGCGGAUGAAGAUGAUGAUGAAUAUGAGGAAAUCCGGUUCCUUGGAAGACUAAGUGCUUCUAAGGUUGCUCGUUCAGAGAGAAUUCAAAUGGAUGAUGACUUUCAUGGAGAUGCUAAUGGAGAAUAUAAAUCAUCAAGAUUGGGAAAAGAUAGGAGAAACAAGUCAAGAUCAGAGAAAAAGUACAAGGACAAAGACUAUUUGGAAGAAGAGGAACAACUAGCAUCUGCUGAUGAGCCUGAACCAAAUGGGAAGAAGCUGAAAAAGGGAUCUCUUUGUUUUCCUCUAGAAGGGUGGAAAGAAUCACCCCCCACUACACGUAACCGUGCCCUCCAGUCGGGAAAAGAUAUUUUAAAUGGUUCUGGUUCAGGUUUUCAUGAACUUGCAACUGAUUUGCUUCCUGCCCCAUCUAAAAGAAAGGAGAAAGUCUCUGAAGUGGAACGACAAUUAAAGAAAGCUGAGGCUACACAGAGACGUAAAGUACAGUCAGAGAAGGCAGCUAGGGAAGCUGAGGCUGAGGCAAUCAGAAAGAUACUUGGUCAAGAUUCAAAGAAGAAGAAGAAGGAAGAAAAACUGAAGCGGCAGAGGGAUGAAUUGAUUCAGGGAAGGACUGGCAGUGCUGUCACACUGGCACCGAACACUGUCCGAUGGGUCAUCGGUCCUAACGGAACGAUCGUUACAUUUUCUGAUGAUAUUGGGCUGCCAGGUAUAUUCAGUCCAGUGCCCUGCAGCUAUCCUCCCCCACGUGAAAAAUGUGCGGGUCCAAAUUGCACGAAUGCAUACAAGUAUCGGGAUUCCAAGUCGAAGCUUCCUCUGUGCAGUCUUCAUUGUUACAGGGCAAUACAAGAAAUGAUGCAGCCUCUAAUUGCUUGCUGAUAUCAUCUCCCCCUGCACAUCAUUUUGAACCAAUUAAUAUGUUUGAUGUAGGCAGACGGAUAAUGGAAACUCAUCAUUUUGAAGUCAUGCUGGAAUGGCGCUAGAUCAUCCCCUUCAAAUUGUCAACUAACCACUAAUGUUUUGUUAGGAUAAGCAAAUUAUGCUGUUAAGUGCAAUUAAUUGGAAUAGUUAUAUGAAAAACGGAUGUGUUUCAAUGCUGCA
Messenger RNA from Prunus avium (sweet cherry), 1879 nucleotides. RefSeq names its product PAPA-1-like family protein / zinc finger (HIT type) family protein. Gene Ontology annotation, biological process: chromatin remodeling. Lineage: Eukaryota; Viridiplantae; Streptophyta; Magnoliopsida; Rosales; Rosaceae. Gene Ontology annotation, cellular component: Ino80 complex. The record is from RefSeq and is a predicted model, not a curated record.